CAAUUUAGGAGCCGAUGCUACAACCAAAGAGCACACAGGAGUUUAAAGUCCUUUUUCACAUUCAAUACAGACGAGGAUUUUGUGUAUAGUGUUGAACAACGGUGAAAACUUACUCAGAGAACCAAAUGCAAUCCAGGAUGUUGCCCCAACUUUGCCGACUCAUCUUUAAACCUCAGUUGUGUUCUUGUAUUUUACACCACACUGUGAUCCUACUCAUUCUGACAGAUAGUGCGACAGUGACUAAUGUCAAAAGUGGCAUAGAGGAUCCACCUGAUGGAAGGAAUGGUACAGACUUUGCUGAAAAAUUUUACAUCCUCAAUGUGGCGGAUGUUACUUUUAGUGGCUUUGUUGUUGUCGCUUUGUUUUCCGGAGGUAUCGCUUUUUUCUGUAAAUGCAAAAAGCCAAAACUCGCUAAGCUGCAGGGACGAGCUCAGAAGAAACAGGAAGAGCUGAACGUAUUGUCAGAGCUCAACACUCAACUGUUGGAACUGAAGAGGGGAAAUCACCAAGUAAAGGAAGAAUUCAGACUGUUAGACGAGACAAUUAAAGAGCUGGCAGAGAACAAAGAGAAGCUUCAGCUGGUAGAGAUCAAAAUAGCACAGACAGAGAAAGAAAAAGAGACAGACAAAACAGAAAGAUACUUAGAGGAAAAACAAAGUCUCCUGACUGCUCAGCGUAAACUGGAAAAGAGAAAGGAAGAACUGGAGAAUCUACAACUGAAUAUGGAGAAACAGCUGCGGCAAUUAGAGGAUAUAAUAAGCACAAUGAGAGAAAGGAAGACAAAAGCAGAAUACGUUUUAGAGGUGAUUGACUUGAAGCUGGAGGAGGUAGAAUGUUAAAGUGAUACAACUCGUCUUGUCCUAGAGCAGUGAGAAAGAAAUAAUUUACUGCUACUUUACUGUUUACUACUAAUACCACUACAGUUGAUUUUAAACCAAGCAACAAACAUGUGAUUAAAGUGCAGAAUUUAACCUUGACUCAAAUCUUUUAGCAAAACCUUUUCACUGUUAUUCGUAUAUACAGUGUCUGAUUUUCAGGUGCUCAAAUGUGAUUGGACUGUUGAUAGUUGUAAAUGCAGGAUUGCUUCUAAUAAUUGGAAGAACUUCUUUUUAUUAGAGCAAUCUUUUAAAAUUGUUUACAGGUUAUCUAAACUAUAAAUAAACAGUACAUAAAAAAUAAAAACAAACAGUAAAGAAUAAAGUAACAAUAAAGUAAAGGUUGACAGUAAAGAAAAGACAAGAAUUUGCUAAAAAAGGGAAUUUUUUUUAGUGAAAGGCUUCCAAUUUGAUUGAUGGUGUUUUUGUUUUUGGGUUAUUCCUUAAAAAUUAUUAUCCCAAGGAUAUUGUCAUGAGAAGAAUCAUGCUUCUUUGAAGUUCAUCUAUUAACUGUCCGUGUAAACUCGAGAAUCUACCACUGAACUUGGAGAAACAACAGCAGUAAACAGAGGAUAUAAUGAGCAUGAUGACAGAAAGGAAGACAAAAGUAGCACCAAAAAAGUGAUUAACUUGCAACUACAGGUGGUAGAAAGCCAAAGUGAUAUGAUUCAUCUUCACACAGACUAUGGAGAAAGAAAUAAUACACAAUCUGCACUGAACCUGUGUUACUUAAUGAUUAACUUUAUUAUGUGAACUAUGUAUCUUAAACAAUGAGUUGAAUAUAAGUAUCAUCUACACAAAAUUGAUACAUUUGAUUCACUUUAUUAUAAAUUGUAUUCAUUUUGUUUAGUAAGAAAGGAGAAAAUGACUUAUCGCAAAUGUAUUUACAGAGAGAUUGACAGCAGGUUAAGGUAGAUGGGAAUGUACUAAUGCAUGAAAAGGCUGGGAGGCUGGGAGAAAAUAACGGGUAAUUUAAAAAGCCGAAGAAUUAAAAAAAUGAAAGUAAAAGAUGGAUGGAGGGAAGUUAAUGAAUCAUGAAGUGCAGAGGAUUAGUAAGGUGGACAUGAGGGCAGACUGUUCCCUGAAGAGGAUAGAGUAAAAGUUCAGUUAUUCCAGAUGACACACCCUGUGGAAAAUUUAUCAAAUAAAAAUUAGCCCAUAGCAGUGACCCAAUAAUUAUAAAAUAAAAAGAAGAAUGAUGAAAACUAUUUGGAUGUAAUUAUGACGUCCAUUUCUGUGUGCUGUCAUUGUCACUGUGUCGAGUGACCCAGCGUUUUGUGUUGUCUUAUUUUUUGAUGGUUUAUAAUUUAUGUUAAAUUCAUUUAGUUAUCUUAAACACAGGCAGUGAAGACACAAGGAGUAUCUAAUAAACAAUGAACUAUAACAGAGCAAACUAGGCAAAACAGACUGAGCUUAAGUCUUCCUCGCCCUCCAUUCUUUUCAGUAAUGUCUCUAGCUGUGUCCCAAUUUAGGGUCUGCCCCCUUGGAGGACCCGGCCUUCGUGAUCUACGUUGGCCUCACCUCCAAAGACCGAGAAGGCCGGAAGUGCGAGGCUGUGAAAUGGGACGGUCUAGCCUCUGUUGCAUUGCUCAGGUUGCCUAACAACUAUGAAACGUUUCAUACAGCAUUGUUUGACAGAAAUGAAGGAGAGCAUUUUUUUGUUCAUCUGUUUGCUUUUAUAUGAGCUUUGUUUGAUUUGAUAAGUAUCUGAGGCUGAGACCACAAGACUGUAAAAACAUGAACAAUAGAUAUUUAUAUUUCCUAUCACCUUAAAUCUUCACUCAAAGACAAGUAUA
This is a messenger RNA of Oreochromis aureus, 2671 nucleotides long. RefSeq lists its product as uncharacterized. The transcript is spliced from 5 exons. NCBI's taxonomy places the organism in Eukaryota, Metazoa, Chordata, Actinopteri, Cichliformes, Cichlidae. Bases 126 to 839 code for a protein of 237 amino acids. The record is from RefSeq and is a predicted model, not a curated record.